Pelodiscus sinensis (Chinese soft-shelled turtle) is the source of this 942-nucleotide messenger RNA. RefSeq names its product olfactory receptor 10A4-like. Gene Ontology annotation, molecular function: G protein-coupled receptor activity; olfactory receptor activity. Gene Ontology annotation, biological process: G protein-coupled receptor signaling pathway. The record is from RefSeq and is a predicted model, not a curated record. Gene Ontology annotation, cellular component: membrane. NCBI's taxonomy places the organism in Eukaryota, Metazoa, Chordata, Testudines, Trionychidae.
AUGACCAAUUGGGAGAGUCUUUCUGGAGAGAACCAGACGGGCAUCGGUGUCCUCAUCCUGGUGGGGUUUUCGUCCCUAAACAAGCUGCAAAUCCUUCUCUUUCUGGUGUUUCUCCUCACCUACCUGCUCACCCUAAUGGGGAACCUGCUCAUUGUACUACUGAUCAAGCUGAACCCCUCCCUCCACACCCCCAUGUAUUUCUUCCUGGUGAACCUGUCCAUCUCGGAAAUCUGCUGCACCACCAGUGUGACCCCGCAGCUGCUGGUCCACCUCCUGGUGGAGGAGAAGACCAUCUCCCUCACGGGCUGCGCGCUCCAGUUGUACGUCUUCACCGUCACGGGCCAAACCGCCUGCUGCCUCCUGGCGGCCAUGGCCUACGACCGCUUCAUGGCCAUCUGCCGCCCGCUGCACUAUGCCACCAUCCUGAGUGACCGGGUGCUCAUCGGUAUCUUGGUGGCCGUAGCUGAGACUGUGUUGCUCUUCAGCCUACCCUUGUGUGGAACCCACCAGAUCCCCCAUUAUUUCUGCUCUGCCCAGCCGUUACAGAAGAUGCUCUGCACAUAUACGUGGAAGAACAUGAUCGUGGACUUUUCCAUUCUGGUGCUGUUCGUGAUGGGUCCUUUCCUACUGAUCACCCUCUCCUACGUCCGCAUCAUCUCCACCAUCCUCAAGCUGCCAUCGGCAGAAGGGAGGCGUAAUGCCUUCUCCACCUGCUCCUCCCACCUCACGGUGGUGACGUUGCUCUACGGAACGGCCCUUUUGAGUUACCUGAACCCCACGUCCAGCUCCACCCCCGAAAGCAAUCAGCUGAUAGCCCUUAUGUACACAGCUGUGACACCAAUGUUGAACCCCGUCAUAUACAGUCUGAGGAACAAAGAGGUGAAGGGAGCCUUUCGAAACACAGUCGGGAAAGCCAUCUUCUCACGCAGCCGGAGAUAUUAG